This is a messenger RNA of Ruditapes philippinarum (Manila clam), 1249 nucleotides long. RefSeq lists its product as uncharacterized. The transcript is spliced from 5 exons. The record is from RefSeq and is a predicted model, not a curated record. NCBI's taxonomy places the organism in Eukaryota, Metazoa, Mollusca, Bivalvia, Venerida, Veneridae. Bases 25 to 1218 code for a protein of 397 amino acids.
UUGUUUUUCUUUCUAGAAAUCAAGAUGGCACAUGAGAUACAUUUAAAGAACAACAAAUACCGGCAGUGGGUUAAGGCUGGCCUAGGCUUGGGUUAUCUUAAAGAGGGACUUGCGCCAUUUUGUGAUGACAUAGGAAGACAGCAGCACAACGAUAUUAUAAACAAAAUACAACAAACAAAGACUCCUCAACCAAACAUACCAUGUGGCGCCUGUCAGAUAACAACUCUCCAGCCAGACCAUGUCCGAGUCUCAAAAGGGAUAUGUCCCCUCAAACAAGAUAAAUGUAACUGUUGUUUUCCAAGUAAUAAGAGACCCUGUCCAAACAACGUAUGUGGUGCCAUCUAUGACAGCAUUAUACAGGAUCAUGCAUCAAUGCCACCGGCACCUUUUUGGAAAAACAGUGAUGUCCAACAGUGGUCGACAGAACCUUGGGAGGUUUGCAAAUGUUUUAUAAAUGCUCCUGGGUACAAGGACAAGACAUCAACAGACGACACUGAUUGCACUGGGUUGCUUCAUGUUAUCAUAAAUAACAAGUACUUUCAUAGUCAUAUUGGAUGCAAUGUUACAGGACCAAACAAUCUUUUUUUAAAGGUACGUCAGUAUAGAAACAUGAUUUUCCACUCAAGCAGCAUGGAAUUAGAGGAAAGUGAGGCUAAUAUUUACUUAGAUGACAUGAUUGCAGUUCUACAAGAUAAUAAGGAACUUGUACAUCAACCAGCUGCACAACAAGCUGUACUGAAACUCCAAGAUCUAAAGCAAAAAGACUUUGUUAUCACUACUGAAUGCUCUGAAGAAAUUUUGAAACAAAUCAAAGAUGAAAUGACAAAAAUGCGGGAAUUUACUGAAAAUGCUGCAACUAAAGUGGAAUAUGAGGAGCUGAAAAAUAAAUUUAUUGAACUUGAAAGACAGUUGGCACAAGAAAGAGAGGAACAGACAAGAAAGUAUACUGAACUUGAGGCAGUUAUAACAGAGCAAAAACAGGAGAUGAAAAAACUCAAGGUAGAAGAUUCUCCUCAACAAAAACAAUUACAAUAUGAAAAGGCGAAAUCAGGUUGUCGUACUCAAUUGAUAGAACAUUAUCGCAGUGACAUACUUAAAGUAUCAGCAAUACCUUUACAACCAGAUGAGGAAAAUUAUUACUUCAGUGACAUUUAUAUAAGACCCACUAUAACAAACAAGAUAGAAAAGAACAGAGGGAGUCUGAGGAAAAAGAAAUAGAGUCCAUGUCAGAGAUUUUCACAAAGAGUGG